Molecule: messenger RNA, 930 nt
Organism: Symbiodinium natans
Lineage: Eukaryota; Dinophyceae; Suessiales; Symbiodiniaceae
Source: the annotation of a GenBank genome assembly
AUGUUCUUGAUGAGAUCUCGCUCCUCUGGCCGGCGUGUGUGGGUGCCCCUGCCCAACCAAACGGUUGCGCGCGGUGCUGCCAGUGCACCCGAGAAGACAGCUGAGGUGCUGCAGCCGAUGUUGGACAACAUCCACAGCAGCUGCUUUCUGGGAGCCGACUCCGGACCCGCGCUGCAGUCAGGGGCGGCAGCAGUUGGGGCCAUGGCCAGUGCGGCGUGCCAUAGCCGCGAGGAGUUCACGCCCUUGCUGAGCCUGCGCAAGAAGAACCUUUCACCCGAGCACCUCAAGACGUUUCGUAAGUUUGCCAAAGGCAAAGGUGGCCAGAAGACGGUCCACGAAACCAGCCACACGUUUCAGGUCCUCGGGGGGGAUAACCCCGCCGAGGCUGUGUUCAGCCAGGCGAAGAAUCAACUUCGGCGUGUCAAUCGUCUUGGUCGAGACGCUGCUAAGACAGUCUCCAAAUCGUUUUUGGCCGCGCAAUGGUCCCUGCACAGACCAGGCCUCCUGAAUCUUCUCCAAGCCUUCAGGGCAUACCAAGCGUGGAACGUUGAUCGUUUGGGUGUGGACCCUUAUGAUCAACUCACGGAAGAUCGGCCUUGGGAGCGCGAUAGAAACAGCGUUGGCACUCCGCAGAAAAGCUUCUGGGCGCGGCUUAACGUGCUGCCCAGAAGCAGCGUUCGCACGCUGGCCGUCGACUGGGCCGGCAAGCGCGCCGUGACGGGCAAUGACGACGGCUACUUUGUCAUCUGGGACCUCCAGGAGCAGGUCGGUCAGAGGAUUCUGAACUGCAAGGUUGGGAUGAUCCUGUCGAUAUAUCCAGACUGGGCCAAGAUGCGGAUGCUCGUGGGCCAUGGCGAUUGCGACCUGGAUCUGCUGAGCCUCAAGGACGGCUCGCGGAUCAAAGCCGCUUGGCAAAGCAUGGGCCAGUAG